GAUGCCCAAACGUUUCCUUUUCUGUCCACGAGAUGGAACCGAGAGAGGGAGAAGGAUGCAAAAGAAGGAGGAGGCAGCAGCGCAUGUGAGUCUCUCUCCAAAGUCCGGCGCAUUCAUUCCUGGGAGGCUUGUGCACCCUUGAGCAUGGCCGCUCUCCUCCUCUGGCCUUUGCUCUUGCUGGACCUCGCCACUGCGGGCAGCAUGGACGCCUGCUUCUCGGCGCAAGGCCAGGCCCAGCGCUGCCUGCCGUCCUUUGAGAAUGCGGCUUUUGAGAAGCGGGUGCGAGCUUCCCACACCUGUGGCUCCCCUCCGGAGGACUACUGCUCCCAAAUGGGUGCCAGGGGCUCGGGAGCAUCGUGCCAGCGCUGCGACGCAGGGCAGCCCUCACUGCAGCACAACGCCACGCUGCUGACCGACUUCCACGUCCCGGAGGAGCCCAGCUGGUGGCAGAGCCCCACCAUGGCCUUCGGGGUCCAGCACCCCAACUCCGUCACCCUCACCCUCCACCUGGGGAAGGCCUAUGAAAUCACCUAUGUGAGGCUGAAGUUCCACACCAGCCGCCCAGAGAGCUUUGCCAUCUACAAGCGCAACCACAUAGAGGGCCCCUGGGUCCCUUACCAGUACUACAGCGCCUCGUGCCAGGAGACCUAUGGCAAACCAACGGGGGUCUUCCUGAAGCCCGGCCAAGAUGAGCGGGUGGCCUUCUGCAGCGACGAGUUCAGCGACAUCUCCCCGCUGAGCGGAGGGAGUGUGGCCUUCUCCACCCUGGAAGGACGGCCUAGCGCUUACAAUUUCGACCAGAGCCUGCCUCUCCAGGAAUGGGUGACAGCCACCGACCUGCUCGUCUCCUUGGACCGACUCAACACUUUUGGCGACGACAUCUUCCAGGACCCCAAAGUGCUGCGCUCCUACUAUUACGCCAUUUCCGACUUCUCCGUCGGAGGACGGUGCAAAUGCAACGGCCAUGCCAGCCAAUGCAUCCCGGACGAAGAGGGCCGCCUGGCCUGCCUUUGCCAGCACAACACCACCGGGACGGACUGCCAAAUGUGUCUCCCGUUCUACCAGGACCGGCCCUGGGCCCGCGCCACCGCCGCCUCGGCCAAUGAGUGCCUCCCCUGCAAUUGUUCCGGGCGGUCCGAGGAGUGUGUCUUUGACCGGGAGCUGUUCCGCCGCACGGGCCGCGCGGGCCGAUGCCAAAACUGUUGGGGCAACACGGAUGGGCCGCACUGCGAGCGCUGCCUCCCCAAUUACUAUCGCUGGGAUGGACAGGCGGCGUGCCAACCCUGCAACUGCAACCCCGCCGGUUCCUUGAACCCCCAAUGCGACAGUUCAGGGGCCUGCGAGUGCAAAGAAGGCGUCACCGGAUGGAAGUGCGAACGCUGCCGCGAUGGUUUCCAUUCCCUCGGAGAAGGCGGGUGCAGACCCUGCACUUGUGACCCGGCCGGCAGCAACGGGACCUGUGAUCCCAACACCGGACGCUGCCCUUGCAAGGCGAAGGCGGAGGGAUACCUGUGCGACAGGUGCCAACCAGGAAGCUUCAAUUUGCAACUACAUAACCCAUCAGGCUGCACCAGCUGCUUCUGCUAUGGCCACGCGGCGGCCUGCACAGCGGCUCCCGGGUACGAAGUCCACGAGAUCGUCUCCCGUUUCGAUCAAGACCUGGAUGGAUGGAGCGUUGAAACGCCAGAAGGGAAUGAGGUUCUCCUGGACUGCGAUGGAGGCGAGAGAUUCCUGGGGAAACAGGGAGAAGGUUCCCUUGUGUUUUGGGCUCCAGAGCAAUUUCUGGGUGAUCGUCGGCUCAGUUACGGCCAGCCGCUAUCCCUGUCCUUUUGCUUUCGGGGUGCCAUGGAUGAAUCUCCCUUGCUCUCCUUUCAGCUGGUUUUGGAAGGAAACGGGGCCAACGCGAAGAAGGUCCACCAGAAAUCCUUCAGGAACGGCUCCUUCUGCGAAGAACAGACCUUCUGGUUGCACGAGGCGAUGGAAGAGCUUCAUCCUGUCCUCUCCACUUUCCAAUUCCAGCACUUGCUCUCCAAUCUGACGGCGCUUCGAAUCCAGAUGGGAAGCGACCAUGGAUUGGGCCGCAUUUCCUUGACGGAGGUCCGCCUGGUCUCUGCCCGUCCGGGCCUCUCCCUUCCGGCUUCCUGGGUGGAAGAGUGCCUCUGUCCCAAGGGUUUCGUGGGCCAGUUCUGCGAGGCCUGCGCCCCAGGCUUCAGGCGGGAGGUUCCCUUUGGCGGCCCCUUCGCCCACUGCGUACCUUGUUCCUGCAACCAACAUGGCCGCUGCGAUCCUGACUCGGGCCUCUGCCAUUGCCUUGACCACACGGAGGGCCCAUCCUGCGAGCACUGUGCCCCAGGCUUCUUCGGCAACCCUUUCCGCGGACGACCGGACGACUGCCAGCCUUGCCCUUGCCCCGGACAGAGCCCUUGCGCCGCCCUGCCAUCCAGCGGGGAGCUGGUCUGCACCCGCUGCCCUCCGGGACUCAGAGGGAGACGCUGUGAACUUUGCGAUGACGGCUUCUUCGGGGACCCCUUGGGUCAGAACGGGCCCCUCCGUCCUUGCCAGCCCUGCCAGUGCAAUGGCAAUGUGGAUCCCAACGCUGUGGGCAACUGCGAUUCGCACUCAGGGCGGUGCCUCCGCUGUCUGCACAACACGACUGGAGAACAGUGCCAGAGGUGCAAAGAAGGCUUCUACGGCGAUCCCUUGGCUACCGACCCAGCCGCAAAGUGCAGCCCUUGUCAAUGCGACGCCAGGGGUUCCGUCCACGGGCCGGAUGUAUGCGACCCGGUGAGUGGUCAGUGUCCUUGCCUUGCUUCUGUGACAGGAAGGGAUUGCAACCGGUGUCGAGACGAGUAUUUCGAUCUGCAGCCAAAAACAGGGUGCAAACGUUGCCAGUGUCACCCGCUGGGGUCCCAGCACAGCCGCUGUGACCCUUUUACAGGUCAGUGCCUUUGUCAUCCUGGCGUGGAAGGCCUCUCCUGCGACCGCUGCCAGGCCGGGACCUUCGGCUUUUCCUCCCAGGGCUGCCAAGCAUGCAACUGCUCCCAGUUGGGCUCCCUUGCCAUCCAGUGCCACGAAGACGGCAUGUGCAUCUGCAAGGAAGGCUUCGUGGGCCUCAAAUGUGACCAAUGUGCCACGGACUUCUUCCUCGAUCCUGGCAGCGAACAUUGCCAGAAAUGCCCUCUUUGCUACGGCCUGGUGAAGGAAGAGGCGGACAAACUGAAGGCCAGCCUGGCCGCAAUGGAGUCUCAGCUGGAGAAACCCAAUUGCGAGUUGAGAGUUGGCUUUUACUCCGAAAUGCUCCGAGAGGCACCCCGAGGAGACAGUCUCCAGGACCAGGACUUCUGGAAGGGGACCCAGGCGGUUUUCCUCGAAGAGAUCGCUGCAAUGGAGAGGAAGGCGCAGGAGGCCCAGAUCCGGCUAAGGAACGUGAGCGCUGUUGUCAGCUGCGGAGGCCAGAACAGCGCCAAAGCCUGCAUCCUCCUCGCCGACGUCCGGUCGACCCUGGAGUCAACACAGCGAGAGAUCCGCCUGGCGACCCAAACGCUGGCUGCCAUGGAUUUCCCUCUGGAAGUUUCGCACGAGCCGCAAAAUUGGACCCUCCAUGCACUGGAGUCUCGGGAUCUCUCCUGGAGACACAUGGAAGCCGCCGCUUUGGUGGAAGACACUGCAAGGAAGGCGUUGCUUACAUCUAGUGGAAGCCACCUCCUUUUGCAAAGCGUCAUGGAGGACAACGUUACCCUGGAGAUGGAAGAAAGGUACCAUUUGAUCCAAAAGGCACAGAAGGAGUUGGGCCUCAACAUGGAGGAGGCAACAGCCGAAGUCAAGGCAAAGGCAGCGUCCGUCCAUCGGAUCAACACAGAAAUGGGCAAGAACCUCUCGGGCAUCUCCAGCCUGGAUCUGCGCCCCCUGCUGCAGGAAGUGGAGGAUCUUCGCCAAGCGGCUGAGAAACUGCAGGCGAUGGAUGCUUUGAAGAUGGAACAUGUAGUCAGUGGAGCCAUGGACAUGCAAAAGGAGCUGCAAAAGGAACUCCAGAGGAUGCAGCAAGUGGAAGAGCUUAGGCAAAGAGCAAAUGAUGCCUGUCAGCUGGCAGCUUCGUCACUUGCCAAUGGAGAAGCCGUCGUCUCCAAAGCAAAGGAUUUGCUCAGCAACAUGGAAGGGAUGAAGAAACUGUCCAGACAACACAACAAGAACCAAAGGAUCACACAAAUGGCAGCCAGGCCAAACAGGACAAUAGCAGAUGCCCAGAAGAAGGUCCGGCAAACGCAAAGGCUUCUGGGAGAUUCGGCCACCGUCUCGGACAAGGCCCAAAGGAGUGCCAGAGAUGCAGAGGAAGUGAGCAAAGGAAAUGCCAAGGUAGAUGCUGGAUUUGCAUUCCUCUUUCCUGCCUUUCCUGCCCUUCUGCAGCUUGCGCAUGAGACAUUGCUAGUGGCCAAGCAGGAACAGCAAAAGGCCGGCCAGAUACACAGCCGGUUUGCUGCAACCCUGGAAAAAGUCUCCAAGUUGGAACAAGAAGCCAAAGAACUGGACAUUCGGACAGAGGGACCCAACCAGGUUGCAAUGGAGAUGGACGGCCUUGCCCAGACUCUCGGAGAAGCCCGGCUCUCCUUGGAGAGGGACGUUGCGGAUCUGAAUGACCUGCUGGCCAGCCUAGGCCGUGGGGGGCCCUCGGAUGCCACUCUGACCACCGGCUGGACAAAGCUGCAAGGCCUACGUUUGCGCUUGACCUCUCCUGGCCCUUUGGAACGGAAGCUGACCGCUUUGCAGGAGGAGGCCAAAGGGCAGGAGCAGCGGAUGGCGGCCCUGGAGAGCGACCUGGAAGAGAUCCGAGACGAGAAGCGGAGCUUGGAGGCAAUUCUCCAAAGUUUGCCAGAUGGAUGCGUCACACGGAAGUGACCCGCUUAUGUGUUGGGUUUCAAUUAUCUCUAGUACAAGCCUGGGCAAACUUCGGCCCUCCAGGUGUUUUGGACUUCAACUCCCACAAUUCCUAACAGCCGGUGGGAGUUGAAGUCUAAAACAC
This is a messenger RNA of Anolis sagrei ordinatus, 5017 nucleotides long. NCBI's taxonomy places the organism in Eukaryota, Metazoa, Chordata, Lepidosauria, Squamata, Anolidae. The record is from RefSeq and is a predicted model, not a curated record.